This is a messenger RNA of Aplosporella prunicola CBS 121167, 690 nucleotides long. RefSeq lists its product as uncharacterized. Lineage: Eukaryota; Fungi; Ascomycota; Dothideomycetes; Botryosphaeriales; Aplosporellaceae. The transcript has a single exon. The record is from RefSeq and is a predicted model, not a curated record. Bases 110 to 544 code for a protein of 144 amino acids.
GUCGAUUUCGGAGACGGACCUGCAGUUUCAGGCAGCCCGUCCUCCGUCGCCUUUCCUGAACGGUGCGAGUCGAGUCGAGAGCCCGCUGCGCUGGGUACGGUAGGUAGGUAUGCUCUCCAGCCUCUGCUGUAUAACCACCACCACCCAUCCAUCCAGUCACGCACACACACGCACCAGUGCAGCUACCUACGUACCUACUCUCUCCUCCAGGCACGGCGCCCGCUCCCACACCAAUAACCGCGCCCACUACUCAGCUCCUCAGCCAUUAUACCGAUCGCCACCGCGCGUGCUCCCUGCGCAGCGCCACAUUCCGCUUUUUUCCAAGAACGGGAAUUGCGACUCUGCGCCCGGCCAUGUCCCCAAUGCGGCUAAGAAGCCCUCUCUUAGCUACCUACGCUGCCUCGCACUGCCUCGCCCUGCCCGCGGCCCAGCCAAUAGCCGUCCUGAGAAUGCCACGACCGUACAAGACGCCCCCUUCGCCGGGGACCUGUGCGCGCAGCCACGCUCGACCACGGCCCUCCGCCUACGUCAGCCCGAAUCGUGAUCUUGCCUUUUGCCUUGCUGUUGACGACCAAACCAGACGAGGGGGGAGGGCAGAGAGGGGGGAGCAGACUCUCAGGAUGUAUAAAACGGGCGGGCGCUGGCAUUCCGUAGCUGAACCAACUCCUGCCUCCAGUUGAGCAAGAGUCA